AUGGAAGGUGAAUUUGGUAAAGUUAAAAAAAAGUCAGGUAAAUGGAGAGCAUUUUGGUCAGGUUUAGUUUACAAAGAAGUUGGCGGUUACUAUGAUAAUGGAUUAAAGUAAGGUUUAUGGAGCGAAUUUAUUAAAAAUUAUUCACGGUAUAUUACCUAUUUUGUUUAAAUAUAGUAAAGCAUAAAUAUGUGAAAAUGGAUAUUACUUAAAUGAUUAAAAACAAGGAAAAUGGAAUUAUAUCUAUAAAAAUAAUAUUAUGUAUAUUUAAACAUUAAAUUUUUAGUGGUUGGGGAUUAUAUAAUUAAUUAGCUGAAAAAUAAGGUAAAUGGAUUGAGUUGAGUGAUGGAUUUAGUAAUUACUCGUAAGUCACAUAUAAUGGUGAAUAUCAAAAUGGUAAGAAAGCCGGUCGAUGGGAUAUUUUGUUUAGGGAUUAAAGGCAAUAUAGAUUUUAAUAGAUGUAAAUUUUAAAGUAUCAAAUCUUAGCGGAGGUGGAUUGUACAAUGCAGGAGUUAAAGUUGGAAUGUGGAUUGAAUUGAGUGAUGGAUUUCAGAUUUAUUCAAAAGUAACUUUCCAAGGUAUUUAUAAAAAUGGUAACAAAGUCGGCAAGUGGGAUAUAAAAAUUUACAAAUUUGAUGGGUAACAUUUUAUUAUUAAAAUGAAGAAAAUCAAAUUGUAGUGGUGGAUUUUACAAAGAAGUAGAAGGAUGUUACACUAAAAUGGGAAAAUGGAUAGAAUAAGGCUAUGGGCUUAAUUUAUAUUCAUAAGUCAUUUUAGAAGGUGAAUAUAAAAAUGGGAGAAAAUUGGUAAAUUGGAUAUUUUGUAUAAUCAGGAAUAAAGAGAUGUUUAGGAAUUGAUGUAAAAAUUUAAUAAAAAUUUUUAGUGGUGGUGGAGUUUACAGUGAUUAAAGUCUUAA
Molecule: messenger RNA, 913 nt
Organism: Paramecium sonneborni
Lineage: Eukaryota; Ciliophora; Oligohymenophorea; Peniculida; Parameciidae
Source: the annotation of a GenBank genome assembly